Betta splendens (Siamese fighting fish) is the source of this 2402-nucleotide messenger RNA. It is a transcript of the gene gtf2e1, whose product is annotated as general transcription factor IIE, polypeptide 1, alpha. Gene Ontology annotation, cellular component: transcription factor TFIIE complex. The coding region runs from base 187 to 1515 and encodes 442 amino acids. Gene Ontology annotation, biological process: transcription open complex formation at RNA polymerase II promoter; transcription initiation at RNA polymerase II promoter. The record is from RefSeq and is a predicted model, not a curated record. The transcript is spliced from 6 exons. NCBI's taxonomy places the organism in Eukaryota, Metazoa, Chordata, Actinopteri, Anabantiformes, Osphronemidae.
AGAAGGAAGAAGUUCUGGCGUUGGUUUUUCUUCCGGGUCAUCUUGAAGUCGGCGCAUGCUAGCAAAGAUAGACACUCUAAUGUUUAAAUUGAGUAUGUUUGACUCAGAAUUAGCGUGCACACUGAAAUGACAUGAGGACACGUUGACUGUAACGCAUUGACAACGCAUAAACAGUAUCGGCAGACGAUGAUAGAACCAGAGCUGCUGACCGAGGUCCCCGCGGCGCUUAAGCGGCUGGCGAAGCAGGUUGUGAGAGGCUUUUAUGGAGUGGAGCACGCCCUGGCCCUGGACGUGCUGAUCCGUAAUCCAUGUGUACGUGAAGAAGACAUGCUGGAGCUGCUCAAGUUUGACCGCAAACAGCUGCGCUCAGUACUCAACACCCUGAAGGCAGACAAGUUUGUGAAGUGCCGCAUGAGAGUGGAGACAGCCCCUGAUGGCAAAACUACAAGACACAACUACUACUUCAUCAACUACAGGGUACUUGUCAAUGUAGUGAAGUAUAAACUGGAUCACAUGCGACGGCGCAUUGAGACAGAUGAGCGAGACUCCACCAACCGUGCCUCCUUCAGGUGUCCGUGUUGCUUCUCCACCUUCACUGACCUGGAGGCCAACCAGCUGUUUGACCCUAUGACAGGUACAUUUCGCUGCACCUUCUGCCAGACUGAGGUGGAAGAGGAUGAGUCGGUCUGUCCCGAUGCCAGGACACUGGUGGCGCGCUUCAACGAGCAGAUCGAACCCAUCUACGCCCUGCUGCGCGAGACCGAGGAUGUCAACUUGUCCCACGAUCUGCUGGAGCCUGAGCCCACCGAGAUCCCCGCUCUCAAACAGAGCCGUGAACGUGCUGCAGCAUCGGGAGUAAACGCUGCAGGUGGCCCGCAUCGUGAAGCCUGGUCCAACAAGGGUUCAGCCUACGCCGACCUGUACACCCAGAAUGUGGUCAUCAGCAUGGAGGAGCAGGAUGAACAGCAGAAGCAGGCCAACGAAAAGGCACCUAAGGAGAGACCUGUGUGGUUGACCCAGAGCACCGUCCAGGGUGCCUAUAACGAGCUCGACGCCAAGAACCGUGACAUUGCCCACGAAGCCCAGGAUGGAGCUGCUGGCCACGGAAUUGGCCAGGCAAAUGAGAACGAGGAGGUGAUGCGCGCUCUACUCAUCCAUGAGAAGAGAAGUGUGGCAGGUGGAGGUGGAGGUGGAGCAAGUGCCGCUGCCAGGGGGCUCGCCUCCGCCACAGCUAAUGCCAGCGACUCGGAGAGCGACACCAGCGAAUCAGACGAGGACACCCCGUCGGGUCCUCCCCCUCCCACAGCUGCUCGGCAUCUGGCCGUCGAGGAGGAGGAGGAGGACGAAGACGAGUUCGAGGAGGUGGGGGAUGAGCCGGUGGUGAUGGUCGGGGGCCGGCCGUUCUCGUAUCAGGAGGUGAGCCAGAGGCCAGAGCUGGUGGAGCAGAUGUCUGCGCAGGAGAAGGAGGCAUACAUUGAAAUGGGACAAAACCUGUUCCAGGACAUGUACUUCUGAAUGACACAUCCUGUUAUUACACAAACAGUUACACAAAUAAUGCCCUCGACUCAUUUGGCUUCGAGGGCCCAAAUAUACGAUAUACCUCUGCUGUCUCACCGUCAGCGAAGGAAAAGAUGCUGCACAAGAAGUAUUCACAGUUGGAGUCUUGCUUCUGCAUUCAAAGAACCAAGGCCAGUAUUGCUGAACUAAUCCCACUCGUAGUAUUCUUCACCAAGUGUUUUUUCUUCCAAAAACCAAACCAGAAGCAGACUAGCCAGCUGCAGUUUGUGCACAAAGUGCCAAUUAGUUUUUGGUUGGCCAGUUUUAUUUUCAUUUCAGCUCGUAAACUCAACAGGUUGUCUACACCAGCUGCACAAAUAAAUUGGAAGAAGGAAACCCAAGCCUGUUUUUUACACUUUAAUUUCAUUCUCAUUUGUGCUUAACAAUAUUGAUUGUGUAUUGGGCUGUAAGAAGUGCGAUAAGAUGUCUGACUGACACACUGCCUGAGGACUGGAGCUUGUGCAUCUGAUGUUCUGCUGCCGUUGUCGUGUUGCUGGUUUGAAUAAGGUGGUAGUCUAAUUUAACUACACGGAACUGAUUUAGAGAAACUAAAAGUCUCCAAGAGCAGAAGGCUGUGGUUAGGAGUCAGCAUUUUAUUCUUCAGCACACAUAAUACAAUACAGACAUAAAAUGAACUGAAUGUGGUUAAAACAUGACUGAAGUUACAUGGUACAGUAAUAAUAUAUGUAAUGGAAAUGUAAAAGUCAUCGCAACAAUCUAAGCAGCACGUCGUGAGUGGCAGUUAAACUGUGGCCUUGGAACAGAGUGUACAUACUUUUGAAUUCAGUUACUCUCAUUAUUUUCAGCUGUAGUCUCUUAAUAAACCAUUUUCUUUGUACCUUACA